AUGAAAUGCUACGUUGAUUGCAGAAUGGGCGAAGAUGGCUUGAUACCGCGGCUGGGUAACAUGAAGGCUUUGUUGGGGAUCCUGGCGGGAGCCGGAGCCUCUUACGGUUUAUACAAACUGUUACGUGGAGGAGGAGGUGCGGAGAUAAACAAAGCGAACCCGAGAAAAAGUAACGCUAUGGCCGUACAACCGGGGAGCCUUAUGGCCAAAGUGUCUGGUUUUAAUGUUGUUAGUAAGACUGACAGUGGGAAUCUGACCACAGAAAUCGCAUCAAGUGAAAUUCUCUCAAAGUCCCCUGGUAGUCUGGAGCCACGGCACCUCAGCAUGCUUCUCUCUCUUCUCCAGAGCAGCCCCAGCCCAGCAGAGAGGAGGGAGGUCCUCAUCACUUUAGGGAACGCUGCUGCUUUUACAGUCAACCAGGACCUUCUCCGGGAAUUUGGAGGCCUUCACAUCAUAGCAGGUUUCCUCUCUGACCCUUCACCUGACGUUAGAGUGCAGACUCUGAAUGCCUUGAGUAACCUGAGUAUGAAUAUCCGAAAUCAAGAGCAGCUAAAGGUAUAUGUUCCAUCAGUGGUGCAGUUGAUCGAGAUGUCCCCUGUGAACUCGGACCUUCAGCUGGCGGCACUGAGGCUGCUGACUAAUUUGACAGUCACAGAUAACCAUCAGCAUCUAAUGAAGAACUCCAUCACUCUCCUCUUGUCACUACUUGUAGUCAGCAAUGAAGUCCUACAGAUCCAGGUUUUGAAGGUUCUAGUGAAUUUAUCAUCCAAUCCAGACAUGAUGGAUGACAUAGUACAAGCCCAGGCACCAGCCUCCCUCGUGCUCCUCUUCGAUGGGUGCACCAGCACAGAUGUGCUUCUUCGCCUGCUGUUCUUUGUGGGGAACCUGCGGGCCUGGAGGCCGUCUGCACAGGUGGCCGAAGCUCUGAGGAGGCGACAGGACUCUCUUUAUUGUGUGCUGCUGGACAGCUCCUCUCAGUUUCACAGCAGGCUCCCUCUGCUGCUCUCUCACCCAGAUGAGGAGAUUAAAGCUCAGGUGGCACGGCUCCUCACCUAGCCUCUAAACCCGGCUUCACUUUGCCUUUAACUGCCACAGCCUUGCUGUACCUUAUGAAGUCUGUUGCCUGGCCAGUGCACUUAGAAAUACGCCUCGUACAGGUGUUCAAGGGGAAUGCCUCAAAAAAAAUCAUUUUUCAUGUUAUCAUUGGGUAUGUCAUGAAGACUAGCAAAUUUUCAGUCAAACAGUGAACAAUGAAUAGUUGGUCUAUGUAAAAAAAUAUAGAAUUUUGGCCAGAUUUCUCUGAUAAACACAGAGGUGUAGCUUUAGCAUUGGGUAGCAAAAGGGUUUCUGUACAUCUGAGAGGUUUCAUGAAUUUCUUUCUCUCCUUUGUGCCUGUAUCCCUCCUGGAAGGCAGCAGAGGAACUAGAUGGGACACAGAAAAGAAAUAGGAAGCCAGAUUUCUCAGGCUGUUUUACAGCGAGUGGUGUUCGCUAAGCAAAUUCCUCUAGAGAGUUUUGCUUUUGCCUUGUCUGAGGCUCAUGAUCUCACUGCCGAACCCUUUUCUAGCCAAGUGAAUGAAUGUUUCACUCUAGAUGAAUUCCUAUGUCACACAAAGUGCUUCCUAUACCUUCUCAGUCUGAAGAAAGGAUUGUAAUGUGUGGUUGCUGAUAUUCUUGCAUUGCCUGUGAAAUUUAUGAGUGUUAAAAGAAAUGAUGGACAACGGGUGCAUGAAGUAAAGGGUUCCAUUUUUUCCUGUAUGAGAUAUGCAUGUUAUGAGAAGCGUUUGGGAUAUUAUCUGAAUCUAUUAAGCGUAGUGAGGGAGCUGUUUGAUUGUUUUUUUUUUUCUUGUUUUAUCUGGAUCCCAGACAGCAAUGCCAGCAUUGUGAAAAUAUAUAUGUAUUGUACUUGCCAGUACUUUGCCACACUGAUUUUUUUUUUUUUUACCUGCUGUGAUCGCGAGGGAAUGACAUUGUACAGUACAGUGUAACAUGACAGUACAGUCAUCGCCACUGUUGAUGAUGAUUGGUGCUCACCAGAGACCAACAGCUUGGCUUCAGAGGAAAAAAAAAAUAUAUCAGAUAGGUUUAAUAUCGGCUUUGGACUGAUAUGUCACAUUUGGAAUGCUUGUUGUAUAGGUCUAUUUUAAUUUAUUUGUAUUGACAUUGGAAAUAAAUGAUUUAUUUUAAAUGGA
Messenger RNA from Colossoma macropomum (tambaqui), 2191 nucleotides. RefSeq names its product armadillo repeat containing 10 (gene armc10). NCBI's taxonomy places the organism in Eukaryota, Metazoa, Chordata, Actinopteri, Characiformes, Serrasalmidae. The record is from RefSeq and is a predicted model, not a curated record. Gene Ontology annotation, molecular function: protein binding. The transcript is spliced from 6 exons. Bases 1 to 1056 code for a protein of 351 amino acids. Gene Ontology annotation, cellular component: mitochondrion.